AUGGGUUUGGAUCUAUGGUUGUAUAACCUCAUGGAUCCCGCAGAAGAGAGAAGAGAUAGUAAGAGGCAACAGGAGUACUUAAACCACCUGGGAAACGUGGCCGAUUCGGAAUAUGGGAUGCCCAGAAGAUGUGCUUAUGGUGGGAGAAUGAUUGACGAGCUUCGAGUCAAAGAUGAGUUCGACACUCAGCCUGGGAAGCGCUUCUUCAGCUGCGUAAACUACGAGGCUGAUGGGUUUCAUUAUCGUCAGCCUUGGGUUAUAGGUGUGCGGGAGGAGAUCGUAAGCCUGCGUAAGCGUGUUGAGGAGGCUGAUGAGGUGAUCAAGUGGGUGCCCAUUCUUAAUAAACAGAUUGAGAGUGUUGAGGCACAAGUUAAAAGGGCUGACUUUGCUGCUUGAUAAGCUCACUGGUGAUGUGUAUAACCUCACAGUGCAGGUGGUUGCUCUGGAGAAUGUCUGUUUCGACUGAAAUCGAACAGGUAAA
Messenger RNA from Brassica oleracea var. oleracea, 481 nucleotides. RefSeq lists its product as uncharacterized. The record is from RefSeq and is a predicted model, not a curated record. The coding region runs from base 1 to 396 and encodes 131 amino acids. The transcript is spliced from 4 exons. NCBI's taxonomy places the organism in Eukaryota, Viridiplantae, Streptophyta, Magnoliopsida, Brassicales, Brassicaceae.